This is a messenger RNA of Pocillopora verrucosa, 2193 nucleotides long. Its product is annotated as zinc finger FYVE domain-containing protein 21-like. The record is from RefSeq and is a predicted model, not a curated record. Lineage: Eukaryota; Metazoa; Cnidaria; Anthozoa; Scleractinia; Pocilloporidae. Gene Ontology annotation, molecular function: metal ion binding.
UAUGUCUUCAGGAAAGCAGCUCGUUAAAGGCAAAAGUGGCUUGCGAAUGGUCGCUGUUUCUGAAAGUGAACGAUGCCCUUUCCUCCUGGAAGAGCCUCACUGGACAGAAGAUGCGCAGUUUCCAAAUUGUGUGAAGUGUAAUCGAAAAUUUGACUUCGGCCAUCGAAGGCACCAUUGCAGAAGAUGUGGAAAGAUUUUCUGUGGCAAGUGCUGCAACUAUAAUGUCAUGCUACCAAGGCUUAGUUUUGUUGACCCUGUCAGAGUCUGUGAGGAGUGUUCCCACAUUGCCAAACGUGAAGAGGAGUUUUUUGAAAGACAUUUGAAGACUCUGUGUAAUGGGGCUUAUUUUAUUAUUGAUGAAUCAGAACCCUUAAGAUUCCUUUGCAAACUUGAACAUCAUUCACAAAGAGAACUGCUUUUCGAGUGUUCUGAUCAAGAUAGAGCAGUCCAUGAGCCAGUGAUGUUGAUGAAAAUUGUUUCAGCUCAGCUUGUAGCUAGUGAAGACAACACUGGGGUCCGUGGUCUCAUUCUCAAGUACAAACGACAAGAUGAAAUGCAGGAGGUGAGACUCACAGUUGUGCAGUCACCUGAGGAACACAGAAAGCAAUCACUCACAUGGCUUGUUGCUAUGCAGAAAGCCAUUAAGAUGCUGUUUGAGGUUUGAAACAAGUUACUUAGUGGAAGAGAGAGCUGAAAAGAAAUAGAAUAUAAUUAACUGAUUUAUAGACCAUGAGAGUAACGAAGUAGAUGUACCCUUCACCAAAACAUGCAUUUUUGUCAAUAGGAAUCAGAAAUGAAUUUUCUGCAAGUUUUGUCUCAAAAGAAAUUUGAACAAAUACAUUGGUGCACUCUACGUGUACAGGAAAUUUUCCCAUCCAUGAUACAGAGGCUCACUGUAUGUUCAGUGGCUGGACAUUGCACUGUUUGUUGUUCAUCUGAAGCCAUAGAAUUGAAAGACAUUAAAAAUUUUGAAAGGGCUUUGGUGGUAAGGGUUAAUAAUUGAAAACAAAGUUUGGGAGUAUGGGCACAUUUUGGAGCAGUACUUGUUUGCAGAAAUUUAAUGUUAGCGACUCCCAGGGAUAAAGAGAAGAAUGAGUAAAUUACCAAAGUAAUAUAUUGAGACAGCAAACAUAAUCUUUGUUUUCGCAAGAAUCUGCCCAAUUUUUUACAGAGGCACCACUGUAAAGUUGUAAUUUUUGUUUAGCAAUAGGUUUAGGAAAUUAGCUUAUUGUAAAAACUUGCAGAUAAGCCACACCCGAGUUUUGGAAAAUAAAGUGUUGACAGAAAAAAUGUCAACAAGAAAUUGAAAGAAAUUCAAAGUGGAGUCUUACUCUACAUUGGCUGGUUCAUGGAAUGCACCCAUGUGAAGUCGCUUGCACUGAAAAUGGAGAAUGCUCUGAAUGCUUACCUUGGGUUUUUCCAGCAUUAGUAUCCAGUAUCAUUACCUUGUUUUUUUCAAUCCUGUCACAUUUUCAAUAGAAUAUGUCCAUAAUUCUUUCCUGGGAGCAAAAACAUACUGUCUGAUAUUAACUAAGGGGAAGCAUAUCAUUCAGAGAUAGGUACAUUUUGAGGGGGGGAAGGGUGGUAUGCUUUUGGGGGGUGCUCACUUUUGAGGGUUUUUUUUUUUUUUUUGUAUUGGGCUAGUUAACAAGGUAGCAUUGAUUUAGUCAUCUCUAAUUUUUGGUUGGAAAGGAAUUGAUAACGGCAUUGCCUUUCAGAUAGAUUACGGGGCUAAUUUUGAAAAGUAAUAAAUUUAUUUUGUAGUAAAAACGUUUGAUUACUUGAAAUAGGUUAAAUUUGCAUCCUUAAUGCACAAGCCAUUACUUGUGGUGACUGUCAUCAACCUUGAUAUUGAAUGAGUUACUUCUACAUGAGUUACGUGUAUCUAAAAAGUUUUUCAACAACCAAAUAAAGUCGCAGAGCUUAGUGAAUGUGAAUUUUGGUACAUGAAAACACCAGAUGCCUUAUAAUGGCUCCUUUAUAAAAAAAAUAUAUUUUCUGUAUCUGUAAGAAAUAACUCUUCCCAUUCAUAAAAGCCAAUGGCUUUCAAUUUAGGCAUUGUCAUGUGGAGAGGCUUACCCUUGGAAAUUUGACGAGAAUGAAUUGUAAUUAAUUUCAAAAGUUAAAAGUUCACUUAGACUGUACAUAGACAAAUAGUAUAUAAUUAGAAUUGUGUCUUGGUUUUUAGUAAUA